Neurospora tetrasperma FGSC 2508 is the source of this 468-nucleotide messenger RNA. RefSeq lists its product as uncharacterized. The transcript has 5 exons. NCBI's taxonomy places the organism in Eukaryota, Fungi, Ascomycota, Sordariomycetes, Sordariales, Sordariaceae. The annotation marks the transcript as partial. The record is from RefSeq and is a predicted model, not a curated record.
UUCUUUGCUGUUGCGGAACGAUACCGGAAGAUUGUCUCAGUGUGCUCGAGGGACUCCCUUCAUAGAUGCCCGACUGGAGAGCAGCUCGUCUUCCAAUGUCUCGACAAUGGACACCCAAAACAAGAGGGAACAAACUUCAUCCACUUGACUCGGCUGUAUACGGGUAUGGACUUCCGCUUAAGAACCCAGAAGCUUUGCGAGAUCAUGAGGGAUCAUGGAACCUACACGCUGAUCAGGGAAUGGCGUAUAUGCGUUUUGAUGGAAGGAGAGGCCCAGUAUGCACAGGGUGCAGCGAAUGAUGUCGAUUACUAUUACUUAGGUCUAUUAGGUAGAGAUAUAACUGCGAGUCGAGUAUUACCUCGCAUCAGCGCCACCAGGAUCAGAAAUAUGCUGCAGCAUACGUCUGCAAUGGUCCGCAAGUUUGGCUUUGGCGCUCCUAUGUCACUGUCCGUUUCUUUCUGCCACUAG